Labeo rohita (rohu) is the source of this 3937-nucleotide messenger RNA. RefSeq names its product ATCAY kinesin light chain interacting caytaxin b (gene atcayb). The coding region runs from base 807 to 1829 and encodes 340 amino acids. The transcript has 13 exons. Gene Ontology annotation, cellular component: cytoplasm. NCBI's taxonomy places the organism in Eukaryota, Metazoa, Chordata, Actinopteri, Cypriniformes, Cyprinidae. The record is from RefSeq and is a predicted model, not a curated record. Gene Ontology annotation, biological process: apoptotic process.
CUGCAAAUGUCACAUUUUAUGCACUGAGCACAUACAUGCAAAACCACAAAGCCUGCGAGCACAAGUGUGAUAUACAAGCCUCCUGAGUACUAAACAGAUGACAUCAUUACUCAGAGCCUCAGCCAGUCAGAGCACAGCAGGAAACACCGCUGUGCCAAUCACAGGAGGCCGAGGGAGGAGCCUGUGUUUACAGACGUGGCCCAGAGCGCCGAGCAGCUGUGUGAGAGAGAGAGAAAACGAGGGAGGAACGUACAGAGGAGAGAUUGUGCCGGGAUGGAGAGACAGGGAUGCUGUUGCUAGGGAACAGCGAGGAGACGUCCAUCUUUUGCAGCUUGUUCCAGAUACUGCAAGGUUGGGAAAGGUUUGCCUUUCAAGAAGGAGAGAAAUAAAUGCACCAUAUAAGAGAGAGAAGGGCGGAUAGAAGGGGAGGAGACGCCAGGUGAUAUGACGUAAUCUGGAGCGGGAUUAUGUGCUGGUCUGGGAUGAAUUAUAAUACACGUCUGAUAUCUGCUCAAAGCGAACCUGUAUGUCAUCAUUUUUGGAUGAUAAUGGCCAUGCACAGAUCCUGAGACGCUGGAAGGGAAAUCACACCCACCCCAGACGCCUCUCUUUGUCUGAGGAACCACAGAAGGGACCGGAUUCACCCGACAGACAGACAAACAAGCAAACUGAGAGUCAGAUCUGAAGCACCUCGAGUGCUAUGGAUUUAAUGGAAAGCUGAGAAAUCCACAGGCCUGAAGGUGAAACACAGAGAAACCAACGCCUGCUGAGAGAAACUCCCUUCUGUUUGUGAUCGGGAGCAGAGGAUGGGAACCACUGAAGCCACUUUACGCAUGGAGAACAUGGAGGUGAAAGAUGAGUGGCAGGACGACGAUUUCCCACGGCCUCUUCCUGAAGAUGGUGAUUUAGAUGGACUCACUGACAACACUGCUCAUCGUGCCGCUCUGACGGCGGAUCACACGGAAUCAGUCCGACAGAAGCGUCGCACGCUGAUCGCUCCGGAUAUUAACCUGUCGCUGGAUAAAAGCGAAGGUUCGCUGCUUUCUGACGAUUUCCUGGAAACACCAGACGACCUGGACAUAAAUGUGGACGACAUCGACACGCCAGAUGACGACUCCCUCGGCUCCAUCAACAACGGCAAUGAGUUAGAAUGGGAAGAUGACACUCCGGUGGCCAGCGCGAAGGGUCCGGGUGGCGAUGAGGGCGACGGUACGGGCCGCCUGUGGAGGACGGUGAUCAUCGGUGAUCAGGAGCACAGGAUAGACAUGCAGGUCAUCAGGCCGUACCUGCGCGUCGUCACGCAUGGAGGUUAUUACGGUGAAGGACUAAACGCCAUCAUUGUGUUUGCUGCCUGCUAUCUGCCCGACAGCGGCUGUGCAGACUACAAUUACAUCAUGGAGAACCUCUUCCUAUAUGUGAUCAGUAGUUUGGAGCUGCUGGUAGCUGAAGACUACAUGAUCAUCUAUCUGAACGGAGCCACGCCGCGCAGGAGGAUGCCAGGCAUCAGCUGGCUCAAGAGAUGCUACCAGAUGAUCGAAAGACGGUUAAGAAAGAAUCUCAAAUGUCUGAUCAUCGCACAUCCAUCCUGGUUCAUCCGGACGGUUCUGGCCAUCUCGCGGCCUUUUAUAAGUGUGAAAUUCAUGGAUAAGAUCCGUUACGUCCAGAGUCUGGAGGAACUGGCUCAGAUCGUUCCCAUGGAGCACGUGCAGAUUCCCGAGUGUGUGCUGCAAUGUGACGAGGAGCGAAUCAAAGCGCAGAGAGAAAGGCUUGAACAACUGGCCAAGACAUCAGAUAGGCCGCCGUCAGUGGCUGCAGAGGCCUGUCCCUGACGUGUCUUGUUGGAUACACCUCAAGGCAGGGAUUCAUCUGUGCAUGUCAUUUUCCAAAGAUGUUCCUUUAAAGAACAAUCAUGUGGAUGAACACAACCAUCAUCAUCUCAAAACACAACAAUGAUGUUUGUGAAGCUCCGUCUAGAGUGAAGUUUUUCCAUACACGCUGACCUUUGACCUGGAUCACAACCGGACCGCAGCUGAGUAAGUGUGAACGAGAGAAAACAAAUACUUAUGGACUCUUUUUUUCUAAUAUUUGUUUUGUUUCUAAAGAAGAACAUCUGUGCAAACUCAAACAUCUUGUGUAAUAGUCAUUUGUGUUGUACAGAUGUAAAACGAGGGAUGUUUAAUACCAGCGGGAUCAUAACUUGACUUGGCAGUUUAACUAUGUUCACUUGCCAGCCGCUUCCACAAUGGAAACCACAUUCAGCCUGUUACAUAAUGCAGCAAUUUACAGGUUUAAAGUCAACAUGAAAUCAUGUCUUCAUAAUCUUUCACUGGAAACUUGCCAUGAAAAAAACAAUCAACUAAUAAUUAUGUAGUCAUGGGUUGCUGUAGGUAGUUUAAUGUUUUCUAGAAUCUUCUAAGUGGUUAAAGGCGUAGUUAACCCAAAAAUGAAGAAAAUUAGCCCUUUCAAGAUGUGAAGGAGUUUGUUUCUUCAGAUUUGGAGAAAUGUAGCAUUCAGUCACUUGCUCACCAAUGUAUGUGAAUGGGUGCCGUCAGAAUGAGAGUCCAAAACAUCACAAUAAUCUACAAGUAAUCCACACCACUCCAUCAGUUAACAUCUUCAGAAGACAAAAGCUGCGUAACAAAUGCAUCAUUAAGAUGUUUUCAACUUCAAACCAUUGCUUUGGGCCAAAAUAUGAGUCCAUAAUCCAUAAUAACGCUUCCUGAAUCGUGAGAUAAAAAAAAGCAACUUUUUAUUUAUUUUUUUAUUCCAUGGCAGAAAUUGGCUUCCAUAGUUACAGUACUGUAUUUAUAUAUUUAGUUAGAUUUUUUUUUUUUUUUUUUUUUUUUACUUAUUUCAAACUAAGUUUUAUGUUUUUUUAAAUUUCUUUGCUAAUGUAAUUAAAUUUUUAUUCAUUUUUUUUAUCAGCUGUAUUUUUUUCAUAUCAUUAUUUAUUUAUUUUCAUAUGAUUUUUGUUUACUUUAGUCUUGUUUUUGUAUUUUUUUGUAUUUUUUGCACUUUUUCUAAACAUUUCCUCAAGAAGAUAAGUAGAUGAGUUUGUUUCUUCAUCAUAUUUGGAGAAAUGUAGCAUCACUUGCUCACCAAUGGAUCCUCUGCAGUGAAUGGGUGCCGUCAGAAUGAGAGUCCAAACAGCUGAUAAAAACAUCACAAUAAUCCACAAGUAAUCCACACCACUCCAUUCUAUCAGUUAACAUCUUGAGAAAUGAAAAAUUGUGUUUGUAAGAAGGAAGUCCAUCAUUAAGAUGUUUUUAACUUUGUUUAGAGCUGUUUUUUGGCUUGUAGACGGUGCUUGAUCUGUGCAGAUUUCUCUCCUGAUUCAGACCAAACACCUUUUCACUGGAGAAAACAAUAUAGAUAGAGGUUUGUAGGUAAAAUGCCAAAUUGAUGGAUUUAUUUCUGACAAACACAUGAUUUGGAGUGUUGUGGAUUACUUGUGAAUUAUUGUGAUGUUUUUAUCAGCUGUUUGGACUUGUUCUGACGGUACCCAUUCACUGCAGAGGAGCAAGUGUUGGAACGCUGCAUUUCUCUAAAUUUAAUGAAGAAACAAACUCAAUCUUGGACAACCUAAGCACAUAAUCAGCUAAUUUUAGAUCAUUUUUGGGUGAACUAUUCCUUUAAUGCAGCAAUUUGGUGCUGUUAACAUAAACAUAAUGAAGUUUUCAGCAAUAAAAGCUAAUCAGUAUUUAUUUAAAACAAAAAAAAGCAGCUCGACCUUCAUGUUGACUUUCAAACUUAUCUGAUUAAAUGUACAGUUGCCACGUGAGCUGACAGGGCAGCGGGUCACGUUUGCUGAAACUUAACAACUGUAAUACAAGUGUUUAAUCAGGUUCAGGGGCUGUGUUCCGAAUGGAAUACUAGCGUACUGCAUAAUUUUUUUUAAAGCUUAUUUGGAACAGUAUGCAAUGAUAAACGCUUCAUA